This is a messenger RNA of Enterobius vermicularis (human pinworm), 462 nucleotides long. Lineage: Eukaryota; Metazoa; Nematoda; Chromadorea; Rhabditida; Oxyuridae. The record is from the annotation of a GenBank genome assembly.
AUGAAAGAGCUGAUUGUUGAAGCUUUGCAGAUGUUGGCUCUCGAACUUCUUCUUCUGCUUGUACUUCAUAAAGCAGCUUCCAAUGUAGUCGACCUCCCAGUUGGUGUUGAAUCAAGCGCCUGGAAUUCGUUGGCCAGACAAGUUGGCGGUGUCAAAAGAUAUUACAUCACUAAAAGUGAAAUUAUUAGUCAACAAAAAAUAAUGAGUGCUGCUAAUACUCUUCAUCUGGUACCAGAUGGACCACCUCGGGUUUACUACCGACGAAUUUUAACACCAAUUUAUGGCAGCGUACAAAGCUCGACUAAAUCGUCUUGUGAAGAUACAUGCGGUUGUGAAGUAUGUGACGUUGGCUGUAUAACUUCUUGCGGAAAAGCUAAAGCUCGAGAUGCUCCUACCGUCAAAUACAGUAAAGGUUCUCAACCGCAUCUUAGUCUCCGACAUCACAAGCGUCAUCAUUCAUAA